Molecule: messenger RNA, 2636 nt
Organism: Exophiala dermatitidis NIH/UT8656
Lineage: Eukaryota; Fungi; Ascomycota; Eurotiomycetes; Chaetothyriales; Herpotrichiellaceae
Exons: 2
Coding region: 917-2491 (524 amino acids)
Biological process (GO): proteolysis
Cellular component (GO): membrane
Molecular function (GO): serine-type endopeptidase activity
Source: RefSeq, a predicted model, not a curated record
GCAGCCUGAGUCCUAUGAUCGACUGGCUCCAAGUUUGGUUGGUGCAGUGUUAGUGGUUCCUGGCAGUGGCACAGCACAGCAGUGCAGCUCAAAGCCACCUCAGCUCGGGCUGCGCUCCUGCCACGUACAAAGCCCGAGUCAGCAUCUGGUCUUUGACACGCGUAACACCACGCAGUCUGCUUGCGCACUCACUACUCUUACUACACCUUCAUUCAGCUCUGUAAAAAAUUCAACUCUCGCUUUCUGUCUUGCCGGAUUCGCUUUCUUGCACGACCGCUGCCAGUGCGAAGCGAAGGAAAUAGACAAUUACACCCGAAACGGAAUCCCUUGCAUCUAAUCUGCAACCCGGCAAUCUGGCACCCUUCAUCUCGCCGAGCCGUCCAGUUUGCUAUCCGAAGACUCCCCUACUACGACCAUCGCAGUUCAUCCGCUGCCUCCUUCCUUGAUCCAGGUCGGGUUCUCCUCCCUCGCUUUACCUGCAUCUGCCCUGUGGGCGAGAGAAGCACUACAUCGCACGGGAACUCCCUAAAGAACACUUCUCCGGGCUCGAACACGGUCUGCUUUAGAACUCACCUCAGGGAUGAGCAUCACUUCUGGAAACUAAACCAACUUCGGCCCUUCGUUGCUCUGGGCGUCCACAACAGUCAUUUGAAGAGUCGAUCAGCCUUUGUCCUUCAUUUCGGUGUCGGUCGGUCGCAAAAAUCUACAUACUGGCACAGCAUCGCCUGCGCUUUACCGGCUUCGACGUCUGUGCUCGAUUGUUGUGUCUGCCAGCCAAUCUUUUAACACCGCGAGUCGUCCUAUACUUGGUCUUCAACAACACGCAAAUGCAUUGAUACAUAUCUAUCGCAACUAAUCAUUGAGUUCGGUCCGUCGCUAGUCGCCUGUCCCGUUCGGCUUCUCCCUCUCCGACACGAUGGCGGCCAACGAUUAUUACAACGAGGCUUAUAUGGCGCAGUCGCAACAACCAAGACCUCAGUAUAACAGACCAGUGUCUCACAUCGCCUUUGCCUAUAAUUCCUCUCAGAAUGAUUCCACCUUCGAUCUUGCCAAUCGUCCGCAGCAGGCAUAUAGUCCGCAACAACCCCAUGCAAACUACUAUCAUCAGCAAAACAACCCGCCCCAGAAAUCGGCGUACUCCGACAACAUACCUCUCAAGCACAACCCCAGACUUAAUACAAACGCCGACGACUGGCGAAAUCAGCCGACUCAGUAUCCGCCCUCUCCCGAGUCGCCCUCACAGACUCAGUUACUCCAAAAAGGAGGGAAGAAAAAGGCUGGUUGGUUCUCUGGCAAAAUACCCUGGGUAGUGUACACCCUGAGCCUGGUACAAAUCACGGUCUUCAUCGUUGAGAUUAUCAAAAACUCGAUCAUUACUGGAUCUCCCAUCAUGAUUCAUCCCCAGUUUAACCCGAUGAUUGGCCCCUCGACCUAUGUCCAAAUUAAUAUGGGUGCGCGAUUCGUCCCUUGUAUGCGUGUUACCCCUGGAGUCCAAGACAGCUCGGAACCUAUCAAUUGGCCAUGCCCGAACACGACCACAUCCGAUGCAAAUGCAGCAAGCAAUCAUUGUGACCUCAAGGCCCUGUGCGGGUUUUCCGGCUUCAGCAACGAGCAUCCAAAUCAAUGGUUCCGAUUCAUUGUGCCCAUGUUUCUGCACGCUGGCCUCGUUCACAUUGCUUUCAACCUUAUGCUACAACUCACCAUGGCGCGGGAGAUGGAAAAGGCAAUCGGCAGUAUCCGAUUCGCUUUGGUUUAUUUCAGUUCAGGCAUCUUUGGGUUUGUACUGGGCGGAAACUUCGCGGCCAGCGCUAUCGCAUCAACUGGAGCAUCAGGUUGUCUGUUUGGUGUACUGGCGUUGACACUGCUGGACUUGAUCUACGGCUGGAAUGAACGACGGAGUCCCGUCCGGGAGCUGAUGUGGAUUCUCGUUGAUGUUCUCAUCUCUUUCGUUCUUGGGUUAUUGCCGGGUUUGGACAAUUUCUCGCACAUCGGCGGGUUUCUCAUGGGCCUUGCGAUGGGUAUCUGUAUUCUUCAUUCUCCCAACAUCCUUCGCAAACGCAAUGGGGAGGUCAGCGCGGCGCCUUACCGAAACGUGGGCUCCGAGCCCGAUAUCAGCAACCCCAAGAAUCCUAUGUUGGCCGCUUCGACGCCUACAACAGCACCUGCGGACGUUUCCGCAUUCACCAAACAUCCUCUGGGCUUUUUCAAGGCACGCAAACCGUUGUGGUGGGCGUGGUGGCUCUUUCGGGCGGGCGCUUUGAUCGGUGUCCUGGUGGCAUUUGUGGUGCUCCUGAACAACUUUUACAAGUACCACGACACGUGCUCGUGGUGUAAAUACCUGAGUUGCUUGCCUAUCAAGAAUUGGUGCGACAUUGGCAAUCUGCAACUGAGCAAUUCCACGAGCAGCAACAAUUCGACUUCAAGCAAAAGGGAUUUACUGGAAGUGGGGUCGAUGCUGAUGGGAGAUUUAUUCGCGGUCGAUGGGAUCUGAUGAGCUUGAUGAGACUGCUACAAUAAUGACGAUAUUGGAGUCUUGCGCUCGGAAACUUGAUUUGCAUACAAUGGUGGGUGGAACUAUGCAUUAACGACUCAGCAAUAUAUACCUGUAAUCACCAGAAUGUGAAUUUAUAAUGCAA